Messenger RNA from Amaranthus tricolor (Joseph's coat), 2111 nucleotides. Its product is annotated as transcription factor bHLH78-like. The coding region runs from base 308 to 1774 and encodes 488 amino acids. The record is from RefSeq and is a predicted model, not a curated record. Gene Ontology annotation, cellular component: nucleus. The transcript has 8 exons. Gene Ontology annotation, molecular function: protein dimerization activity; DNA-binding transcription factor activity. Gene Ontology annotation, biological process: regulation of DNA-templated transcription. NCBI's taxonomy places the organism in Eukaryota, Viridiplantae, Streptophyta, Magnoliopsida, Caryophyllales, Amaranthaceae.
GUAUUUCUUCCAAUUGUCUUUCCUUCAUUUCCACUUUCCUCAUUUCCACAAUCCACACCUCUCUUUUUUUUUUCACUCUUUCUUUCUCUCUCUUGUUUUGGUUCCAUCACUUUCUAUCUCACCCAUCUCUUUUUGUCAAUUGAGUGAACUAGAAGAGCUCACUCUUUUCCUCCCCCCUUUUUUCUUCAUAAAUCCUUCUUUUAUUAUAUUUUCUCCACAAAUUCACCCCCAAAGAACCUAACUUUAUAUUAUCUCAUAAUUCAAUUUUAGUAACUUUACACAUAUUUUUUUUUUAUAAUUUUCAUAAAUGGAAAAAGAAUUAAAUUCCCCAAAUUAUGGGUUAAUGGAAAUCUCAAUUGAUCAACUCUCAAAUUGUUAUUUCCAACCCAAUUGGGAAAAUUCCAAUUCCAUGGAUCAAAAUGACCCAUUUGAGUCAACACUUAGUUCAAUUGUAUCAUCCCCUACAAUAACAUCAUCUAAUGGUGUAGGUGAUGGUAUGAUGAUCAGAGAACUAAUCGGACGGCUAGGAAGUAUUUGUGAUUCUGGUGAUAUUUCACCUCAAUUAUCUUGCAUUGCAACAGGAAAUAACAGUACAAAUACUUCUUGUUAUAGCACACCUUUGAAUUCCCCACCUUCAAAAUUCAAUCUUUCUUCUUUAUUAAUGGUGGGUAAUAAUUCUGGGAAUUACCCAAUUCAGCAAAAUUUGGGAUCUUUUAAUACUGACCCUGGAUUUGUUGAAAGAGCUGCUAAAUUUUCUUGUUUUAGGAAUAAUGGGAGUCAAAUUGAUAAUGAUAAUGGUAGAUCAGGGUUGAAAUUGGAAUCUGGGAAAUUAUCUAGGGUUAAUUCCGAUAAGAAUUUGGGUGAAAAUGGCGAAUUUAAUGAAAGUUUUGCAGUUUCUGAGCAAAACACAGAAGGUGAAAUUGGUGUUAAAGCUCAAAAUAAUGCAAAUUCAAGGAAAAGGAAGUCUGUUUCUAAGGCUAAAGUCAAGGAUUCUCCUUCUUCCCCUGCUAAAAAUGACAAGAUUGAGGAAGAGAAUGAAGAAUCAAAUGCAAAAAGAAGCAAAGUAGAUCAUAAAGAAGCUAAAAAAGAAAAUGCAGAAGAGACUAAUUCCAACAAAGAGAAACAGAAAACCAACAAUAAUAAGGAAGCAUCAAAGCCAGAGCCUCCAAAAGACUAUAUUCAUGUCAGAGCAAGAAGAGGCCAAGCUACUGAUAGUCAUAGUCUUGCUGAAAGGGUUAGAAGAGAGAAAAUUAGUGAAAGAAUGAAGUUUCUUCAAGAUCUUGUUCCUGGUUGCAAUAAGGUUACAGGGAAAGCCACAAUUCUUGAUGAGAUUAUAAACUAUGUACAAUCAUUACAGCACCAAGUUGAGUUCCUUUCUAUGAAAUUAGCAACCGUAAAUCCUAGAAUGGAGUUCAAUAUGGAAACUCUUCUCUCCAAAGAUGUGUUUCAAUCUAGAGGGUCAUCAUUGCCUCAAUCAAUAUACCCAAUAGAACAAAAUUCAGCACAAACAUUCCCCUUUGAUUACCAUCAAUCCACCCAACCCAUGUCAUUACCUUUGCAAAAUGGUGUUCCAAAUGGGAUUGAGAGUCCUUUCCCAACAAACCCGGAUGCCCCUUUGCACUCGAUCGACCGAUUUGUCGACUCAUCGGCUCAGCUACCAACUCUUUGGGAGGAUGAUCUCCAAAGUAUUGUACAAAUGGGAAUUGUGCAUAAUCAAGCACAAAAUUUACCAUUAGGUACACUUCCAAAUGCCCAAAUGAAAGUUGAGCUAUGACUACGACAAUUUUCAUCAACCAUUGUUUCAAUUUCUAUCAGUUUAGCCUUCCAUUACAACAAGGUUGAACAUGUAUAUACCGAAAAAUGUUCAUUUGGACAUACGAUUAUUAUUCUACAAGUAAAAUUGAGAUCAAUCGAUGGCUCGAGAAUUUUUCUUCCUGUUCCGAAGAUUACCUCUAAGUAGCCGAUUCAAUUUUUUUUUCUUUUCGAGAAUUAUUACGAAACAUCUUGAAAAUUUGUAUAAUUUUAGAAACUAAUUGCAAUCCCAGAGAUGGGAAUUCUGUAUUAUUAUUAUUAUUGUUAUUAUUAUUAUUAUUAUUAUUAUUAUUAUUACA